Messenger RNA from Selaginella moellendorffii, 3089 nucleotides. RefSeq lists its product as uncharacterized. Gene Ontology annotation, cellular component: chloroplast. Bases 111 to 1283 code for a protein of 390 amino acids. The transcript is spliced from 9 exons. The record is from RefSeq and is a predicted model, not a curated record. NCBI's taxonomy places the organism in Eukaryota, Viridiplantae, Streptophyta, Lycopodiopsida, Selaginellales, Selaginellaceae.
GUUGCGCGCAUUCCCUGUAAGAAGGUGUUCCAUGCUAGGGCGUUAGAAAUCGCGAUAUUUUGCAGGGAAUGGACGUGGCGUAGGCGUCGAUCGAGGUCGCGGUCGUGGUAAUGGCAGGAUUGGCUGCCCCGGCCCUCUUGCUCCCGGCGCAACCAGCGUAUAACAGGUACGCUAUCGGGAGUAGCGAGCUAGCGCGAUUAAAGACCGGGUCCAGGAGCUCGCUCAAGCUAAAAGGAAGGAUUGCCGCUACUCCAAACCUCUCGAGUCGACUCACUGCCGUUGCUCCAAACGUUUCUUCCCGAUUGAUCACCCCAGCUUUGCAUUCUUCGCGACUAGAACGACUCCGAGGUGGAUCAAAAUGCCGGUUGUCUCGUGGAGUCUCUCUGAAAGACGAGGUGACGAGCAGCAACAGCCCGCAAGAAUUCGACUCGCAAGAGAAGCCUGCUGGAGAAGAAGUAGCAGCAGCUUCUCAAGAACCCGAUCACAUCGACUUGGAGUUUUUGGAGGACGCAGAUAUCAGCGGCAAAACUGGAUUCGUUUCGUUCUAUAGCGGAGCUGCUGGAGAAGAUCGUUUGCUUACAGGAGUGAAGCGACGAUCGCUUCUCUGGCUGCUUGGACCUUUUGUGCUGGUUGCUUCGGUCGUGCUACCGCCAUACGUUUUUCGGACCGUCUUUGAAUAUCUUCUCGACGAUACAGUAGUAACAGAUUUUAUCAUUUUGUUCUUCACGGAAGCCUACUUUUACAUCGGAGUAUCAGCAUUCCUUUUCGUUGCUCAUAAGUUUCGAGGACCUGUUCGUGUUCGCGGUUCCAAAGGCGAUGCUUUAGCUGCUGCUUCCUACACUUGGGGAUACAAUGUGUCGGCCACGGUAUGCACUGCCCUCUCCACGGUCUUGGCUGUUUCGAGUUUCUUCGUGGCCUGGAAGUAUACGGGCCCCGCGGCCAUCGCUGCUCUAGUUCCAUAUGUGUCGGGGCUGGUGGUGCAAUUUUGCGGAGAGAAGUUUGCCGAGGACAAGCCAUCGAUUCGACCUCUAGUACCGAUGAUUUUCCAGGUUUAUCGUCUUCACCAGCUAAACAGAGCAGCACAGCUUGUCGCGGGGCUUAUAUUUUCCAUGAAAACUCUGGAGGCAUCAGUGCAGACCACGGCAAUUACGAGCUCGCUACAGAUGCUCCUGUCAUCGUUGCAACUUCUGGGCAUUUUCUCCUUGUGGUCGCUGGCAGCCUUUCUCACGCAGACGAGCUUGGCUUGGCAUCAUGGCAAAGGCGUCUCUUUGGUCCCGUUUUGAAAAGGGACACUUUACACAGGGGAUAGCGGGGUGAUUGGGGGGGAGAACAACAGACUAAAGUCGUUUUUUCUUCUGUAUAUCAUCAGCAAACAGAGUUUUCAAUGAUCCGACUUAAAACGACCGGGUUUGGUUCCAAAGUUUUUGGCAGCUUCGCUUCAUUCAAUUCUGCUUUGUUUUCUCUGUUUCCUUCUUUCGUCCUUGCGGGGGACUUGGUUUUUUCAAGGUGGAAGAAAGGAAGCAAGCAAGCAACAAGGCGAUUGACAUCGACUGGUGCAGUUACGGGGUUGCAAUCUGUCGAUCCACGGGGAUUGUCCUUGGUUUGGUGCAAUAUAUUCUGGAUUUGGUAGAGGCAACUAUCGGAUGACCCUUUGAGCAUCCAUCUCAGAGAUGGUGGAGGAGAACGACUGAUUCUCUCAUGCAAGCGCUUAUAAAGUUUCCUGCUGCAAGGAACAAGGAAUAACCGAGAGGGAAUGUUAUAUGCGCGGUCCCUCUACCUACCUAAUUCCUUCGAUGCCUCGCAGUGAAAUUACGAGACAAAGAAAGAACAAUCAAGCACGUCCGUGGUGGUGGUGGCCAAACACUCAAACGUUGACAUGCUAUUGUGAAUGGAGAAUCUAGACCCUGGAAAUAGAAGACGAAGAACAAGUAAGUAUAGAGGUAUGUGCCGAGUACACACACCCCUCCAGUCAUUUAAUAUGUUUCUUGCUUUGUUUGUUUCGGGUGGACUCUGUGGAGUAUGACCAUCGUUUUCCUGAUGCGCAGCAGCAAAUGCAGCAGACAUAGAAUGUCAAGCAUGGCAUAUUUAAGGUUCUAACGGGCAGCCGGGGCCGGCUAUGGAUAUCUGGUUCGUAACGCACCCCUGUUUGUUUUCUAAGACAUGACUCUCGAGUCGAGUCGAGCCGGGAGGAAAAAACUAGUGUCGUUCUGUAUCGCUUCUGUGCAUCAGGGGAGAAGUAUAGAAGCAGGGCCAGAAUUUUGCAGCUGCUACUGCAGCACGUCUAGGCAAUCAACGAGGAGAGAUUUUAAUGACACCAACCUAGACGCACGUCCAGGAAGUUUCUUUUACCACUUUUUUUUUCUCUUUUCUCUUUCGCUUUAUAUUAAUUCCUCCUUUUGGUUUUUAAAGAUAAAAGGCUGAAGCGAUCGGAUUCGAAUGGAUGUGAAGUGGAAGCAUCGCCUGCUUCUGGGACAGAGACGUGCACUGGGGAGCAAAGAGGGGAAAAGUUUGGUGAAGGAGUCGAGGGUGACACUCGAUCGAGGCUGCUUUGGAGCGACAUUAAUGUCUCGAACCGAACAUCUAUGUUGUUCCAAGAGUUCUCUGUGGACAUUGACCAGGAAACAAACGUGAGGCUCUGCAACAGUGUGAAGGAUAUUGACUAGCUAUCAUCCAAAACGAAAGAAGCGUCCGAGAGAGCAUUAAAGCCCCCUCUCGUUCGGCUAGGAAGCUUGAGCUUCUUAACUUUGGAUUUAGAGAGAUUAGAUUGAUGGAUGGUGAUCUCUCGAGUGCCUUGCUUGACUCUCCCUGACGACCCACACUCUUGUGUUGGAGUCGGAUAGAUGGAUCGAUCAAUCCCUGCAGUGUUGCAUGGAUCGAUCAAUCAUCUCCGUGACAUUCUCGGGAAUGAAGAGAGUUCACGGCAGGAUUCUUCUUCUUUUUCUCUUUCUUUUCUCGCAUGGAUGAAAAGUCCACAAGCCAAGUACAGCUAGCCAGCAGAAAUACUUUGUUUGUUUGCUCUUGAGGACCAUGUCCGGAGCUGCAGCAUGCAAAUGAUGGCAUGAUAGACAAUCGUCUCCCUCUUUUUCUUC